Populus euphratica (Euphrates poplar) is the source of this 3462-nucleotide messenger RNA. Its product is annotated as importin-5-like. The record is from RefSeq and is a predicted model, not a curated record. The coding region runs from base 1 to 3297 and encodes 1098 amino acids. The transcript has 20 exons. Gene Ontology annotation, biological process: protein import into nucleus. Lineage: Eukaryota; Viridiplantae; Streptophyta; Magnoliopsida; Malpighiales; Salicaceae.
AUGGCCUCAACUUCACCGGAACCACCAUCAACUCCAGAAGAAUCCCGACCGUUAACACCACCAUUAUCACCAAGUUCAACAGAAAUCCUUGAAGCAGCAGCCCAACAUGCUCUAAACAGUGAAGACCCUUCUUUCCUCAUCGCUGUUCUCAACGAACUUGACCUCCCCGUUCUCACCUACCGUUCUCGUAUGAUUUUGAACUACUUAAUACAGUUCCACCCUAUCCCCCUCUGUCACCGCCUCUCCAAAAUCGUUUUCUCCUCCAGGGAUACCAUAACUAAGGUGACAUCUGCUGUUGCUCUCGAGAUUUUCAAAAUCCUCUUCUCUGAUGUCUUCUGGGGAGAAUUCAUUAAACCUUUACUUCUUGAUCUCAAAAGGGAUGACUAUGCAGUAGAAAAUUUUCCACUUAUAAACGAACUUUUAACACAUUUCAAUCCCCAUUAUAUACCAGAAAAUGAUUGGCCCGGGUUCACAACUGCAGUGUGUGAUAAUUUGGAUUCUGAUAAAGAAGAAGUGCUACAAUUCGUGUUUUCAGUGAUUAACAAGUUGUUUACUAAUGGUGCUGAAAAGAUAUUAGAACUAAGUCUUCAAACAUUGUGUGACAAACUUAAGAAAAUAUUAAGUUCUAGUGAUGUGUCAUUGAAGAUGAAAGAAGCAGCUGUUGAGGCCUCUUUUGGUUGUAUCUUGCGCCUUAAGAAUGCCGUAAAUGAUGAAUUCUUGCAAGAUCUUUUGCGGAAAGUAAUGAAUACUGUUUUCUUUAAGGGUGAAAUAAAGUUUGAUAUGAGUCAAGAGGGAUAUGCGCGUUUGAUUCUUGAUCAACUGGUUGCAUUGGCGCGGACGGACGCGUGGUUCUUGAGAAACCAGGUUGAUAAGGUACUUAAAUUUACAUUUAUUAUCAUGGAGAAUCCUCAAUGUGAAGAAAGAACAAGGUUUCUUGCGAUAGAAUUUGUGCUAGUUCUAGUUGAAGAUAAAAAAGGUAGCCAGAUUUUGGUAAAUACAGGGGGUUGGCAUAUCAAGAGGAUGCUUUCUCAAUUGUUAUGUAUGAUUGCGACUAUCAACGAGAACACGGCAUUGGAUAAUCGUGAUGAGAGGGAUCAAGAGCAAUGGAGAUUACUUGACCAGGGAAUGAAGAGCAUGGCUCGAUUUUCAAAAGCAUUGGGUGGGAGAUUUCUUUUGGAGGGCUUUCCUCAACCAUUUGCAUCAUGCUUUAAUUCUGAGGCAUGGCAAAGACGCCAUGCUGCUGUUAGUUCACUCUCCAUUAUUUCAAAGAAUUGCUCAAAGGCAUUAAAGUCCAAGGUAGAUCUUGUGGCCAAUCCAAUUAUGAAAAUGGUUGACGACAGACAUCAUCAUGUGCGUUGGAGAGCUAUGUAUGCAGUCGAGGAAUUCUCCAAGUAUUUACACCCUGAAUUGCAGAAUCACUAUAAUCAAAAAGUGCUGCCUGCUUUAACGAAAGCUAUGGAUGAUUUCAGUAAUUCCAAAAUUCAGGUGCAAGCUGCUAUGGCAACUUAUCACUUUGUUGAGUAUUGCACUUCAAAUAUGUUAGAACCUCACCUUGAUGAGAUUAUCAGUAAAUUGCUCAGAUGCCUACAGAAAGGAAAACAACUAUUGAAACUGUGGGCCUUAUCAGCAUUAGCUGCAAUUGCUAAGUCAUCACAGGACCGGUUUCUAGAGUAUUACAGAACAGUUAUGCCUUACCUAAAAGUUGUGAUGACGAAAGCAGAAGGGGAAUCUAACAGCAAGCUCCUUUCUGCAACUCUUUCGUGCAUUACAGCAAUUUGGACGGUUUUCGGAAAGGACAAGGUCGGUGAUGAUACUCAACAGGUUGUGCAACUUCUUGUUUCCACAACCAUAUCAAAUCUGGAGAUACAUGACCCAAUGAGAAUUGAAGGGUUAAGAGCAUGGGGCAGACUUUGCAAAUGCUUAGGCCAGAAGUUCCAGCCUUAUAUGGAAGUAGCCAUUCCUUGUUUGCUUCGAUCUGCGCGGCUUACUUUGCCUGAUGAUGCUAACGUUGAAGAAUCGGAUGAAAGAAACCGGAUGAUUCAAAUCAAAACUGAGACUCUGGAGGAGAAAGCCACAGCUUGUGUAUUGUUGCGUGAUUGCGUUGCUGAACUGAAAGAAGGCAUUGAUUUAUGGAUUGAUGAGGUUGCUGAAACUUUAGUUCCACUUCUCGAUUUUUACGAGCAUGCUGGGGUUAGAAUAGCAGCUGUAUUAGCCAUGCCUGAAAUACUGAAAUCGUCGAAAGCAGCAAUUGAGAAAAGGCUUCUUCAGAAAUCUCCCUUUGAAAAGUUGUGUUCUGAUAUAAUACCAGCUUUGGUUGAAGCACUGGUUAAGGAAGAAGUCAUUAAAAUUAGUGCAGUAAUGUUGGAUUCCUUGGAGGAUUGCUUGGAGUUAUCGGGACCUGUUUUAAAUAUAGACCAGAUCAAGCGCUUCUUGUCUGUAAUAAUGGACGUUCUCGACACUAGCAUGUCCAUUCCCAAAGGUGAUGAAGCAUCGGAGCAAGGAGAAAGAGUUAGUAAGAAAGUUUGUGCUUGCUUGAAGAUUUUCAUGAAAACUUACAAGGGUUCCUUGUUGCAAUUCUUCGACCAGCUUUUAUCACCUAUGGAAUAUAUGUGGGUUAAGGAUAAAACAGUUAAAGAAAGGAAAAUUGCCUUGAAAAUUUUCACUGAUGUUGUAGAGGAAUUCCGAGAAGAAGCUUUGAAGUUCUGUGAGAGUGAACUCUUGUUGCUAUUUAAAGCUUGCAAUGAUGAUGAACCAGAAGUUCAAGAGGUUGCUGCACAUGGAAUUGGAGUUGCUGCAGCCUUUGGUGGAUCUAUCUUCAAGCCUCUGGUUGGAGAAGCAGUUUCUGCUCUAAAUGCUAACAUAAGCGAUUCAAUGGCAUUGCACCGAGAUUACAUAAUGGCCCAUGAUGCUGCUGUAACAGCUCUCGGACAAAUAUACCUAUUCCACAAGGACAGAAUCAAUGCAAGUGAGGUGUUUAGUACAUGGCUAAGCCAUUUGCCAAUAAAGAACAAUCUACUGGAAGUCAAAAUUGCACAUGAUCUGCUGUGUUCAAUAGUUGAGAUAUCAGAGGACGAACUUCUUCGCCAAGAUUUUGCUUAUCUUCCCAAAAUCAUCGCCGUUUUUGCAGAGAUACUAUGGGCUGAUGAUGAAACUUUAGCAACAGAGGAAACCGUCUACCGAGUGAUUAAACAGUUGAGGGAGUUUAAGAGCAGGUUGCCAUCAAACAUCUGGUCAUCUAUCCUGUCAACCUUGGAACCCUCUCGUCAGAAUGUUUUGCAACUUUCAUUAUCAUCUUAGUUCUCACUAUUUCUGGUAAUCAUGGAGUCCCUUGAGAUUGAGCAAGGAUUUGUCAUGGAUACUACUGUUUGAGCCGUAUUAAACGAUAUAAAGCAUUUGUUUAUUGGAACAUUCUUUUCUGUUAAAUCUUCUCUUCCUUAUUCUCGCUACAAACGAGUUUUUUAG